AUGGCCAACAACAACAACAACAACAACAACAACGCCUACCUGGACCGCUUCGCGUUCCACCGGGUCCUGCGUCCCCAGGUAGAGCCGCUGCUGGAGCGCCUCAGCUCGGGCACCGAGGCCCAGCACAAAUGGCUGGUACAGAACCACCCCGCGACGACCGACGCCGAGUUCAGCGCGAUGCUACCCCCUGCGCGGCUACAAGACCACGAGUGUCAAGCGCCAUGGACGCCGGCCGACGAGGCACAGCUCCUCGCCGACUGGGCUGCCGACCCCAUGCAGCACCACGUCCGCGACAUCACGCGCAGACCAGCAAGGUACGCGCAGAUGCUGGAUCUCUGGAAGGCCUCCAUCCGCGACAUGCGCUGCCUGCCAACCAACAUCAUCUGCAGCGCCAACAACCUGGCGUACGGCGCCGCCAGCGCCACCGUGGUCCUCGGAGGCCACGAAGUCUCCAACCCGCUCUGGGCGCACUCCUUUUGCGACGCCCUGGCAACAGUGAUGGCGCAUCCCACCUGGAAUGGAUCGCCCGAGACCCUCAUCAUGGCCAUCCAGUACAUGGUCAUCUGCCGUACCAACGACUGCCGCCACUGGGCUCUCGUCAACCCCACCGACAGCCGGUUCAUCGACGCCCUCGCCCACGAGAUCGCCUCCAACGGUGCCGGCGGAGGCGUUCGCCGCUCGAUCAAGGAGUUGCAUGAGAGGGCUGCGAGCCACUUCCACAGGAACCAGCUGGCCAUCAACGUGUUCCACCGCCUGUUCCUCGAGAUCGAGCGCCUCGCCUUCAAGGACGACACGCCGCCCAUCCUCCCCGGCCACGGAGCGAUGACGCCCUUGCAGGUCACCACCACCGAUCUUUCCAAGCUGGAAAAGGCCGCCAGCGCCGCAGAAGGUCUCAACGGCCGGACCAUCGUCACCGGCGCCCUAUACCACAAGGCCUCUGUGGCCGCGCGCGGCAGCCAGGUUGUUCCCUCGGGCAACCGCUUGUGCGAGGCUCUGUUGCGCUUGGUGCUCAACCGCAAGCGCCAAGACGCACUGGCUCGCAAACUCGCCUUGUUGGGCCCCGCCGCGCCCGUCGUGCAGCCGCCACCGCCGGCGGGCCUUGUUGUGCCCGUCGUGCAGCCGCCACCGCCGGCGGGCCUUGUUGUGCCCGUCGUGCAGCCGCCACCGCCGGCGGGCCCCGUCGCGCCCGUCGUGCAGCCGCCACCGCCGGCGGGCCUUGUUGUGCCUGUCGCUGUGCAGCCGCCGCCAGCGCCACCAGCGCCACCAGCGCCCCCGGCAUCACCUCAGCCACUAGACCCUGGCAUGGGAGAUGUGUUUGACUCCCCUCUUAGCCCGGCUGAGCCCCAAGGCCAGGCACCUGCAGGAGGAGCGGGUCGGCCCUGGUCGCGGUCACCGCCACCGCCACCGCCAUCCCCCAAUGACGGGGGGGAUGUGUUUGACUCCCCUCGCAGCCCGGCUGAGUCCCAAGGCGAGGCACCCACAGGAGGACCGGACCAGCCCUCAUCGUCAACAUCACCGCCAGCGCCAGCUCAUGAGGGCAUGGCCUUUCCUGACGAGAUGGACGUCGUGCCCAAUGCGGAUGAGCCUGCCCCCGUGCCUGCGCCCCUGCCGGUCCAGCCCGCGCCGCCAUCGCCAAGCCCACCUCGUCUCGUCGAUCUCCUGUCGCUCCCUUUGGCACAUAUCGACGACAACAGCGAUGCUACGGAUGGGCCAGCUCCACGGCUUCCCAGCGCUGUGCCUCGCCUACGGUGCAGGAUCCGACCUAGCAUCGCGGUGGAACAGACCGGAGAGGCUCUGCUUCCUUGGCCACGCGAAAUUUGGCCUGAUUUAAGCAAGAGACGAAAAAAAUAG
Molecule: messenger RNA, 1851 nt
Organism: Thyridium curvatum
Lineage: Eukaryota; Fungi; Ascomycota; Sordariomycetes; Thyridiales; Thyridiaceae
Exons: 1
Coding region: 1-1851 (616 amino acids)
Source: RefSeq, a predicted model, not a curated record